CAUAAUUCACUACGUACAUAUAUAAUAUAUACACACAAAAAUGAAAUCAAGUAUGGCUCGUAAGCUUGCCUUCGCGGUUCUCGUGGUUGCGAUGCUCUUCUCUUGCGCCAUGGCUGCAAGGAUGGCCUCCACGGGUAUGUAUCGUACUGUGUAACUGGACAGAGUUAUAUUUCCUAUUGGAGUCGUAUAAGUCAUGUAAUUUUUUUGUACUGGUGUUAGGAUUGUUAUAGUAGUCAAAUCGUUCAUUGUACUCUGUAUAAACCCUCUAGCUAUAUGAUUUCAGUAAUAAUACACAACCGUUUCCACCGAUUUCUCAAACCAUAACUAACUAACUAACUAACAGUUACCUCCUUCGUUUUUGGGAUGUUUAAUUGCAGAGCAAGGGUUUCAUCAGAGGCGGUUUCUCGGCCGCUGCCCACGUCCCACAAUUUGCUGUGGUCAUAAUGGCAACGUCAACGACCCGACCAAUUGUGGAUUUUGUUGUUAAUCCUAAUAUUAUCUCUUUAGAAACAAAUUAUGUAUUUGUCUCAAAACUCAAAUAGUGCUGUUGCUAUUGCUCUACAUUGUAAGUGGCUCAUCUUAAAAAGCAAUAAAUGGGCCUUGGCCAACUGGACCAAAGCGGAUGCAUGAGUUUUGAUUAAGCGAUGGGCCGGAAACUUAAGAGAGUGAAAAAAGCCCAACAAUGGGUUUUGAUGGUGGGCUCGCGUAAGAACGGGGCCAAAUUACUUGCUUUGCUUGGUUACCUAUCUCGAUCGAGACAGAGGAAAGAAGCUUUCAACUUCCCCUGUUCGUCCUUUGUUCUUCAUCAAACCCAGAAAUAUAGCAGCAAAACUGAAUAAUCAAAGAGCAAGUAGUUCCCAACAUCGUCAUUGAUUCUUAUCGCUGUAUCACAUCUCUGUGUACAAGCGAGGUAACAUCAAACAUGGAUGCCCGGUAGGACAAGUUUGACUAUAAUUCGUUACGCACACUAUUUGUAUAAUUUCUACACGAUAUUUAACUUCAUCGAAUUAACUUCGACUUAAUUCAUUAAUCUCUCGACUCGUCUAUCUUUCAUGAAUUGUGAAAAUCGUAUUACCAAUCAAACCACCACACAGAAGAAGCUAAUACUACUAUGAUUAAAUCAAACCAAUUCAAUAAUUCAUACAUACUACUGUUGGUACAAGAGACCUGUACAAAAUCACCAACACCUACCACAAAAUCAGACAGAAAAAGCACGUGAAUUUGCGAUAAGUUGGUGGGCAGCUCCAAUAAUCUAUUCAGAUAAUCUGCUGCCUCUUUUAAUUUUUCUGUUUUUUCAUGAAUUAGAUUAUCUGAAGAUUCGAUUCUCCCAAUCCAUGGCCUCAAAUGGCCGACAUCAAUUGGGGGAAAGAAAAAACAAGGGAAGAAGACAAAAGGGAACAGAAAACGGGCGGGCCAGUGAGCAUUCGGUCUUUCUAUACACACUUCCAAAGUCCACUGAGCAAGCCGCAUCUUCUACGAAAUCUGCAAUCCAUCGAAAGCUUCAGCUGAAAAAAUAUGGAACCCAAUACGAAUCGUCCACAGCGGGUUGCAGUGGUUACAGGAGCUAACAAGGGGAUUGGUUUAGAAACCGUGAGGCAGCUGGCUAGCCAUGGAGUCACGGUGGUGCUUACGGCUAGAGAUGCUAAGCGAGGGAGCGAUGCAGCUUCGAAGCUCCACCAGAUGGGUUUCCCCAAUGUGAUCUUCCAUCAGCUUGAUGUUUUAGAUCCGGUCAGCAUCCAGAACUUGGCCGAAUUCUUGAAGGGGAAGUUCGGCAAGCUCGAUAUUUUGGUAAAUAAUGCUGCAGCUUCAGGUGUUGAAGUUGAUGAGCAGCGAUUGAGGGACAUGAACAUUGAAGUUGACACUUGGCUUUCAGGGAAAGCUGUAAACUUGGUCCAGGAUGUGAUGAAGCACACUUAUGAGAAGGCAGAGGAAUGCUUGAAUACUAACUACUAUGCUGUCAAGAACUUGACAGAGUCCCUCCUCCCACUGCUCCAGCUCUCCGAUUCCGGUGCCAGGAUUGUGAAUGUCACAUCUCUCAGGGGGGAGCUAUGGAGGAUUCGCAGCGAUGAUCUGAGGAAGGAAUUUGCAGAGGUGGAAUCACUGAGCGAAGAGAAACUGGACGAGAUAUUGAAGAGGUUCCUGCACGAUUUCAAAGAGAACAAACUCGAAGCUGGAGGCUGGUCACUGAUGCUGCCAUCUUACAGCGUCUCGAAGGUAACCCUCAAUGCUUACACGAGGAUGCUGGCGAGAAGGCACCCGAAUAUGAAGAUCAACUGCGUUCAUCCGGGUUACGUGAACACGGAUUUGAACUGGCAUACUGGACCAAUGCCGGUGGAAGAAGGUGCCAGAGGUUCUGUGAAGUGUGCUCUCUUGCCGAACGAUGGUCCUACUGGCUGCUACUUUGAUCAAACUGAGGUUGCCAGCUUCUGAAUGUGAACAACAAAUUUGCAGUACUGGUCUGAGUUUCUGGUUUUUUCUGCUGUAAUAAUUAAGGAAACUACGUCCUAGUGACUGCUUGUCAGUUUUUACAGACCCGAGUCUGCUGAGUUUGAAAUGAAUCUUACAUAUGAUAUUUUUUUUUUCCCAAUCGAACUACAGUUUCACAGGCAAUGAUUAGGAGGGUAAUUUAUUAAAAUCGUAAUAUAUUUUUUUGACCAAU
Linum trigynum is the source of this 2659-nucleotide messenger RNA. Lineage: Eukaryota; Viridiplantae; Streptophyta; Magnoliopsida; Malpighiales; Linaceae. The record is from the annotation of a GenBank genome assembly.